AUGGUCACCAGCAAGCUGGCGUUGAGCUCCCUCUUCCACAUGAAGGCCAAGGAGGAUGCUCCGGCGCCGUCACCUCCCCGUGACCCGGGCGCCGCGCAUGCCUGGGCGUGGCCGUCAUGCAAGGUCCCAAGAACAGAGUCCUUCCACGCCGCGCCACCGCCGCCCGGCGCACGGACGCUGGCCUCGAUCUUCCUCGAUUCCGGCGAGAGCUCCUUCACGAACUCCUCCGCGCGGCGCGGAGAUGACUGCUCCGGCAGCAUCUCCACCACGGCGUCCGAGGCGUCGGCGGUGGGGGGUGACGACACGGCAGCCGUCGACGACGACGCCGAUAUCGUGGGGGGCCUCCUCCGCUCCUCCGACCGGCUCCUCUUCGACCCGAUUGCGUCGGGCGCCACGAGGUCCAUACUGGAGGAGAAGCCGGUGGAGGCGUUCGCCGGCGGCCUGGCGGUGGCGUUCGAGUCGGCGGACCCGUACCGGGACUUCCGGGCGUCCAUGGAGGAGAUGGUGGCCUCGCACGGCGUCGAGAGCUGGGGCUGGCUCGAGGAGAUGCUGGGGUGGUUCCUGCGCGCCAACGGCGAGGAUACGCACACCGCGAUCGUGGCGGCGUUCGUCGACGUCAUCGUGUCCAUCGCCGACCCGGCCCGCGGCGGCUCCUGCUCGUCGUCCCAGAGCUCCUCCCGCACAUUCAUGGACGGAGAGUAA
This is a messenger RNA of Lolium rigidum, 702 nucleotides long. RefSeq names its product transcription repressor OFP13-like. The transcript has a single exon. The coding region runs from base 1 to 702 and encodes 233 amino acids. The record is from RefSeq and is a predicted model, not a curated record. Gene Ontology annotation, biological process: negative regulation of DNA-templated transcription. NCBI's taxonomy places the organism in Eukaryota, Viridiplantae, Streptophyta, Magnoliopsida, Poales, Poaceae.